AAAGAACUCCCAAAACUACGUCGUUCAAUACGAUCUCAAGAUUUCUCAAAAGUCUCAUCUGAUCACAUCAGUUCGAAGCUUCAAACCCUCAAUCAAUCCCCAAAUGGCGAUACUCACAGUGAACAACAACUCUAAUGCUUAUUCUUCCAUCAUCCGCCUCAACAUCGGUGGCAAAAAGUUUUGCACAACAAUCGAUACAUUGACCCAGCGUGAGCCGGAUUCAAUGCUUGCAGCAAUGUUCAGUGGUCGCCACACAGUCCAAGACUCUGAUAAGGGUUAUGUUUUUGUUGAUCGGGAUGGAAAACAUUUUCGGCAUAUUCUGAAUUGGCUGAGGGAUGGUGUAGUUCCUACUUUGAAGGACUCCGAAUAUUCAGAGCUUUUACGAGAGGCUGAAUAUUUCCAGCUUCUUGGAUUGAUGGAUGGAAUUAAAGCAUCUUUGUUUAAGAGGAAGGAUGAUGAAGAGAUCGGCACUGAAAUGACACGCGUUGAUAUUAUUAAGUGCAUACAAUCUGAGAAGGUCAGAUUUCGAGGAGUCAAUCUCUCCGGCCUUGAUCUGUCUAAACUGGAUCUAUCAUAUGUCGACUUUAGUUUUGCGUGUCUCAAGGGUGUGUUUUUUUCACGUGCCAAUCUUCAGUGUGCGAAGUUUAAGGAUGUGGAUGCUGAGGGUUCCAUAUUUCACAAUGCAACUUUGCGAGAAUGUGAGUUCACUGGAGCUAAUCUUCGUGGAGCUCUCUUAGCUGGGGCCAAUCUCCAGAGUGCAAAUUUGCAAGGUAAUCCACAUUGCUAAGUAUUCCAACUCUUUUAUUUAAUCGAUCUGCAUAACUCGUUUGACAAUUUUCAGACAGCUGAUCUUACCAAUGCCAACUUAGAAGGAGCUAAUCUUGAAGGAGCCAAUUUAAAGGGUGCAAAGUUAACAAAUGCAAAUCUUAAAGGUGCAAAUCUCCAAAGAGCUUAUCUUCGGCAAGUUAACCUUCGCGGUGCAGAUUUGGAAGGCGCAAAGCUUGACGGUGCCAAUUUGUUAGACGCAAUCAGGUGAUGGAUGGGUGAGGUUCAAACUUCAAAACGGUCUGGUGAAUAACAUAUCUCUGCUCUUUCUCCUAAGUUAAGCUUCCGUCCCAAACUAUAAAAAUUUGCACAGCCGAAUUAGUUUAAUUUGGUGUGCAGAAUAAACGUGCAACAUUCUAUAACUAAUAUAUUGAUGACUUGUGUGUAAUACUGUGAUGCUCAUGUAUGAUUUUUAUGGAGGAAAAAAAUUAGGGAGUGGUUAUUACA
Messenger RNA from Erythranthe guttata (spotted monkey flower), 1272 nucleotides. Lineage: Eukaryota; Viridiplantae; Streptophyta; Magnoliopsida; Lamiales; Phrymaceae. The record is from RefSeq and is a predicted model, not a curated record.